Molecule: messenger RNA, 685 nt
Organism: Rhizophagus irregularis DAOM 181602=DAOM 197198
Lineage: Eukaryota; Fungi; Glomeromycota; Glomeromycetes; Glomerales; Glomeraceae
Molecular function (GO): protein binding
Source: RefSeq, a predicted model, not a curated record
AAUUGAGUGGUAUUUAAAAUCAUCAGAAGGAGGAAAUAUUAAAGCAAUGUAUAAAUUAGGUUAUUGUUGUGAUCACGGAUGUGGUGUGACAAAGGAUGAGAAGAAAGCGUUUGAAUUAUAUUUAAAAUCUGCUGAAGGAGGAUAUAAACAUGCAAUAAAAAAUGUGGGGGUUCGUUACUUUAAUGGACAAGGCACUUUAAAAGAUGAAAAUAAAGCUUUUGAAUGGCAUUUAAGAGCUGCAAAAAAAGGACAUAGUACUAGUCAAUAUUUUGUAGCAAAUCAUUAUUUUUAUCUUGAUGAAGAAAUAGCAUUUUAUUGGGUUAGAAAAGCUGCGAUAAAUGGUAAUAUUGAUGCACAAUUUGAACUAGCAGAAUAUUAUCUUAAUAAUUCUAUUAACAAGGAUGAAAAAAAAGCAUUUAAAUGGUAUUUGAGAUUAGCCAAUAAUUAUGAAUAUAGAGCAAUUUAUUCAGUUGCAAAAUGUUACAGGGAUGGUAUUGGAAUUGAUAAAAAUUUAGAAUUAUCUGCAAUAUGGUUUAAAAAAUAUAUUGGUGAAAAAGAUUCAUUUGCCUUAAAUGAUUUUUUGAAUUGUUCAGGGUAUUACUCAUUAUAAAUUAAUAACUUUUAUAACGAUAAUAUUAUUUCUUAAUUUUUAUUGUGAUUUUUAAGAUUAUAGUAAGAAAAGCUU